AUGCCUCUUCCCUAUCUCACUCAUUAUCUCCACCUCCGCGCGUUUUGCCGAAUCAAAUUUUGGCGCGAUCCACAUUCUGCCUUCUUCAAGGAACACCAUGUGUAUGAUAUGGAUUACAGUCUCUAUCGAGAGCGUGAAGCAUGGCAUUUUGUAUCGCGACACAAUUCCGAUCUCAACCCUCCUCCCUACGUCAAGUCAGAUCUCACACCUGCUGUUUGUGUAGCGAUUGUCACGGUUCGACGAGACUCGGAUGGCUAUUUCGAGGCAUCCGUUGGGUCAUUGCUUGAGGGACUUGACGAAAGAGAGAGAAGCAAAUUAUAUCUCAGCGUACUCUUUGCUGAUACAGAACCGAGGGUACACACUAGCUGGGGCCAGAAAUGGGUAGAGAGGCUCACCGACUCCGCUACAACUUAUAAUGUAUCGGAUGAUCAAUUCAAGCAUUUGCAAGACCUGGAAAGGGAAAAGAACUACUAUGAAAAAGGGGUAUUUGACUAUUUAUAUGCUCUACGAACCUGUCAGCAACUGAACGCUCCCUACACUAUCAUCUUCGAAGAUGACAUCAUUAUCUCUACCGCAUGGCUCUCGAAAACGUUGAAGGCGUUGGCGGAUAUUUCCCGGCUCGAACAACAAUCAGGGAAACCCUGGAUCUAUCUCCGACUCUUUUAUACCGAGACGGCAUUAAGUUGGACAAGCUCAGACUUUGCGUAUAGGAAUAUGCCACUGGUCUUUGGGGUCCUGAUACUGUCCGGAUUGAUAUGCUUAAUUUCCCUUCGCCGCUCUCGCUUCACGCAAUUUCACCUAGAUCCUACUAGCAUAGUAGUCAUCUCAAUGAUUUGCAUUCCAGCAUUCACUGCACUUGUCUACAUGGUCGGGAAGUACAACUUGAUGCCCCUUGACGGGGUUGUCGAGAUGAACAAGUCUGGUUGUUGUACGCAGGGAUUAGUGUUUCCCAGGGAGCGUGUCGAUGGACUGAUUGACUUUUUGAGCGAACGAGGACAUGGCCAGACGGACUCUAUGAUUGAGGAAUAUGCCGAUUCUCACAAACUGAAUCGAUACGCACUGGCACCGCCGCAGCUCCAACAUGUGGGUUUGAAAUCCAGCCGGGAUAAUCUCGACAUCAAUACACGCAGCACGUGGGCAUUUUGGUUUGAAACCAAUGAUCCAAUUAAACUGAAGGAAGACCACCGCAGACUACUAGAGGACCAUGACGUGAUGAAGAUGCUGAACUCGUCAACAAAAUAUGAUUGA
This is a messenger RNA of Penicillium griseofulvum, 1248 nucleotides long. RefSeq names its product Glycosyl transferase, family 54. The coding region runs from base 1 to 1248 and encodes 415 amino acids. The transcript has 3 exons. NCBI's taxonomy places the organism in Eukaryota, Fungi, Ascomycota, Eurotiomycetes, Eurotiales, Aspergillaceae. Gene Ontology annotation, biological process: GPI anchor biosynthetic process. The record is from RefSeq and is a predicted model, not a curated record. Gene Ontology annotation, molecular function: glycosyltransferase activity. Gene Ontology annotation, cellular component: Golgi membrane.